Messenger RNA from Ochlerotatus camptorhynchus, 2098 nucleotides. Its product is annotated as probable peptidoglycan muropeptide transporter SLC46. Bases 148 to 1677 code for a protein of 509 amino acids. Gene Ontology annotation, biological process: transmembrane transport. The transcript is spliced from 4 exons. Gene Ontology annotation, cellular component: membrane. NCBI's taxonomy places the organism in Eukaryota, Metazoa, Arthropoda, Insecta, Diptera, Culicidae. Gene Ontology annotation, molecular function: transmembrane transporter activity. The record is from RefSeq and is a predicted model, not a curated record.
AUAAUGUGUUCAAUUGUAACGUAUCGAGUAGUAAUUUACAACGCGAGAUAAGGUAUGAGUGUCGUGUAAUAACGGUGUGGCGAACAAACAAAGGGAAGCUUUCCUUUAUCCAGAACUUGGCGUCCGUGAGCCAAUCGCGAAUCAACCAUGGACAGUGAAGGUAGCAGAUCUACCGCUAGUGUUAACAAUUGUGAUGAAGAUACUCCUCUUCUGCUGGGAUCGGAUAGUGGUUCCACCUCGGUGGCUAGUGACGCGGGCAAAAAGUUACCAUGCUUUUCGCUAGAACCUGUAGCGGUGGCACUUUGCUUCGGAUGGAGCAUAUCAGGUAUCGUUUUGGCGAAUCAGGUUAUUCAUCAAACGUGCAUGUACAUGGGAUACGAUGCAAGUACUUGUGCACUAUUAGGGAUGAAUUCCAACUCGAGCGAGGCCAAAGAGCUGGAAUCGGUGGUGCAACCGACGGUGGCAAAAAUUACCAUGGCCAGCAGCAUCAUCAUGUCCGUUGUUCCGGCGCUGUGUGGGCUCUUUUUGGGUCCGUGGUCUGACAAGUUUGGAAGGAAACCAGUGAUGAUCAUACCGUGUGUGGGCUACACCGUCACCUACAUCACCAGAGCCAUCCUCUGCCGGAUAGCUGACCGCAUACCGCUGAACCCGUGGCUCUUCGUAGUGGGUGACAUACCGGCGGCCAUCAGCGGUGGCACUACGGUCCUAUGCGCCGGUAUGUUCAGCUACCUGGCCGAUGUGAGCAGCGAGCAGAACCGUGCCAUCCGUAUGGGAAUCCUCCAGGGUUCCACACUGGGAGGUGCCUUCAUCGGAAUGCUGUCCAGUAGUUUUGUGCUCGAGUGGACCAGUGCCGGAACGGUUUUCAUGAUCUCCGCCUGCAUGAUGCUUUUCGGGAUGGGUUAUGUGUUCUUUUUGAUCGAGGAUAGUGUGGAUCGGACGAGGGUGGAUGUAUCUUCGUUGGGGAGUUGGGGCAAGUUCCGGGAGAUUUUCCGCCUCGGAUUGGUGAUGGAUAUAUUCAACACGUUCUGCAAGGCGCGGUCCGGGUAUGAUCGGGGGAUAAUUUGGCUAACUGUGACCAUCGGGGCCUUCUCGGUGCUGGGGUCCGGUGGCAGUAACAUAUUCUACCUGUUUACGAGGAAGAAGUUCAGCUGGACGCUGGAGGAGUACACGAUUUGGCAGUCGGCCGAUCUGGCGUCGAUCAUUGCCGGUAACUUUUUGGGAAUCCUGAUUCUGAAGAAGCUAUUCAAACUGCCGGACAUUGCAAUCGCUUUCGUGUCGGUGCUGUGCUUCUCCGGCGAUAGCUUCAUCAAGGGACUGGCCAGCCACGGGUGGCAGCUGUACCUGGCGACGGGGGUGACACCCCUCAAGGGAACGGAAGGUGCAGCGUUGAUGACGCUCUCGUCCAGCAUACUGCCGUCGCAUGACAUUGCCAAGGUGUACUCGAUGGCCAUGUCGAUGACGGCGAUGGUCCCGCUGGCUGCGGCGCCACUGUUUACCUAUAUCUACAAUCGGACGCUGACGACGGCACCGGAGGCGUUCAACUUUGUGGCGUCGGGCAUCUACGCGGUGAAUGUGCUGUUUGUUGGGAUGAUCCACGUGCUGAUGAAGAAUCGACAAAAUCACCAGAUGCCUCGGCCGGAAGAGGAGCAGACGUCCGAUGAUGAAGUACUAGCGUAGGCUGUUGUUUGGAAGUGUGAUAUUAGACUAGAUUAGGCUAAGCAUAUUAUUUAUUGAGUGACGUUCGGAUAGCUGAAACCAGUGAAAACCCCUGGGAUUUUUAUUUUUUUCCAUAUUCUUUUUUAUGUAUAGAUUUUAUUUUCUUUUUUGUAUUGUUUCACUUACACUUAAAUACAUUUGACAUUACCAUUACUUCUGUUUGUUCUUCUCCGCAUUUUCUUCAUACCAUUCCAGUGAGUGUGAGUGUGAGUGUGUAUGUGUUAAUAGUACUGUUUUUUUUUUUAGAGAUUUUCCUUUUCUGCCUUCGUUUUCUUUAAUAUACCAUUUUCUGUUUAAUAGUGUUUUGUUUUUUUUUUGCGUUUGCAUUACUUGCAAGGUUUUUGCUUUUAUUGAUCAUCUGUUUUACAUUCUAGGUAUAAUA